GGCGAGCGGAGCGGCAUGGCGGGGCGGCUGCGCGGGGCGGCCUGUGCCGCCUGCCUGGGGCUGUGCGGGGCCGCGCUGGCCCUGCUGGCCGUGGUGCUGGGGCGGGCCUACGUCCUCCGCCCGCCGCCGAGCCCGCCGCUCGGGGGGCGGCGGGCCGCGCUGGGCUUCGAGCUCAGCGCCCGCGACAGGCAGGAGCUGAAGGAGGCGCUGAGAGGUGCCAUCAAAAUUCAAACAGUUUCCUUCUCUCCAGAAGACCAAAAUACAACAGCCUUGGCAGAAUUUGGGAAUUAUAUUCAAAAAGUCUUUCCUGCUGUAUUUUCUACCAAGUUCAUUCAACAUGAGAUCAUUGGGGGAUACAGCCAUCUCUUCACUGUCCAGGGUUCUGACCCCCAGCUCAUGCCCUACAUGCUGCUUGCACACAUGGAUGUAGUCCCAGCUUCUCAAGAGGGGUGGCAUGUCCCUCCUUUCUCUGCUAAGGAACUUGACGGUUUCAUCUAUGGACGAGGAACAGUGGACAACAAAAAUUCUGCUAUAGGUAUUCUGCAAGCUCUAGAAUUCCUGCUGAGAAGAGACUACAGACCUCGCAGGUCUUUCUAUAUCGGCAUUGGACAUGACGAAGAGGUAUCAGGUCGUAAGGGAGCAAUGAAGAUUGCAGCUCUGCUGGAAGCUAGAGGAGUGAAGCUUUCUUUCCUGCUAGAUGAGGGAAGCGUUAUCUUAGAUGGGUUCUUGGAGGGAAUAAAGAAGCCAGUAGCAGUAAUAGCUAUCACAGAGAAGGGUGCAAUUACAGCGAACUUCAGCGUGGAAAAAGAGCAAGGUCAUUCCUCUGCCCCUUCUAAGGAGACGAGUAUUGGUAUUCUUGCAGCAGCGUUGUCCAGGUUGGAGCAGAAUCCCAUGCCCAAUCUGUUUGGCCAUGGGCCAGAAAUUAUGAUUCUUGAGCACUUGGCUUCAGAGUUCCGUUUUCCUCUCAAUAUCAUCAUGACCAACCUGUGGCUGUUCUCACCUAUCAUCAGCAGAAUUUUCGAGCAGAAGCCGUCCACUAAUGCCUUGAUUCGGACCACCACAGCAAUCACCAUGUUUAAUGCAGGAAUCAAGUCCAAUGUCAUCCCACCUUCCGCAAAAGCAACUGUGAAUUUUCGGAUCCACCCAUCACAAAAGGUUGAAGAGGUGCUAGAGAUAGUCAAAAACACUAUUGCUGAUGACAGAGUAAAGAUACACCUACAGGAAGCCUUUGACCCACUCCCUAUCAGCCCCUGGGAUAAUCAUGCCUUUGGAGUCCAGAUUUUCCGAAGAACCCUACUGGAUGUUUUCCCCGAUGUCAGCAACAUAGCUCCAGGUAUUUGUAUUGGAAACACAGACAGCCGGCACUUCACUAAGCUCACAGAUGCCAUUUAUCGAUUUAACCCACUGGUCUUUAAACCGGACGAUUUACCCAGAGUCCAUGGGUUGAAUGAGAGGAUCUCAAUUGAGGGCUAUGAGAAACAAGUGGAGUUUCUUUACCAGCUGAUUCAGAACUCUGAUAUCAACAAGCUCCCAGAGCCUCAUGCAAACUCCCACGAGCUGUGAGACAAAAGAAAUGGGGAGAGGAGCAGCUAUCAAGGUGAAUCAUGGGAUGGCAGCAACUUGGGGUAUACAAAGCAGCUACUUAUUGACAUUGCAUUUUGUUCUGGAACUAGGUUAUUGCGGAUGGUAAUUUGCAUAGAGAUGAAAAGCAAUGAGGCUGCUGUCAGCAGAUACAAAGCCUGCCAAAAAGUAAAGGGAAACUUGAAAUGGCAGAAGAGAAUUGGAUCAAUAGAAAAAACCUCUGAUCUCCACACCACCUCAUCUCCCUACCUUCACCUGCAGCCAUUAGACACAUACUAACAUUAAAGGGAAAUGCUGUGGGAUGGAGCUUGGGGAAGGGAAUGUUAAGGAGACAACGAACAAGCACAACAUAGAAAAACUGGUGGAAAUGGCCAGAAAAGAGAGAUUUAUUUUCUGGAAAUAUCCAUCUCCUUUCAUAACCCCACUCCUUUAUUGUACCACGAAAUUCACCCCUGUGGAAAGGGCCAGUGCAAGGCCUAGGCACUACCCAGGUCCUGUCUGGAAGGCUUAAGUCCCACUAAAGUAGGAAUUUAAUUAGGAUUUAAGUGGUGCCUACACCUUGUCCCAGCCCUCUACACGGGCGAAUUUCAUCCAAAUGGAUCAUUAUUUGUAUUCCCAAAACACUGAAGCACUGAUCUGCAAGGUGCUGAGCUGAGGUCAGUGGAAACUGAAGUCACUGAGCACUUUGCGAGAUCAAACCCCAGAAGCCUAAAAAUCCUGGUGCUGUGUAGUUUAAAGACAGCAUUAAAUGCUGAAUGUAUACCCCCCGCAGUAGUAUGUCUGUGGAGCAUGCUGUGUAAUGCCCCUGGUACUGCAGCAAGCUUGCUUUUGCCAUUAAGUAGACUUUCCCUGAUGCUCACAUGCCAUCCAUUGUUUACAUUUUUCCUGAGCUGUGGUGCAUUUUACCUGUGUAAUAGAUGGAUAUAUAUGCCUGAAGGGGUGCUAGUUAACGUACCGGCAAGGCCACAGGAGCAUAUGCCCCCUCCUCAGCCCCCUCUGUACAUUUACUGCCUGCUGCCAUUUCAGAAAAGACUAGUGCUUUGGGGGGCCAACCUGGUACACUUUUCAGGGGCCCGGUUUUCAGAAGGUGGGUGUUCAGCACUUUCUGAAAUCCCAUUUAAGAGAUCUCCCAGUCACUAGACAUUUGAAAAUCUUGGUCAUAAUUUACAAUAAUUUUAAAAAAUCUCGGUAAGAUCUAAUUACAUAGUUCCAACUGGUGGUGCACCAGAUCUUGGAGGUGCUAUUGCCUGCCUCUGAUUUCUUUUCCUCUUUUUUUUUUUUUUUUGUUGCUUUUAAGUAUUUCUGUCUCUCUUUGGUAAGCCCAUGAGGCACUAUGUGAUCGUGGUGCCAGAAUUAUGAAUUGCAACUUAAAGGAAAAGUAAAUCAAAAUUGUGCGUUCGUCUAUUUUCCCUUUUCACUGAAUAAGCUGAUACCUAGGAGAUAUAUUCUUCUUUUUUCGUCUUUAGUUUUCCAUUCCUAGCUCGUUUCUGUAUGGUGCAGAAUGACCCCAGUUCCCUUCCAGUGCAGGGGGAGCUGAGAACACUCUGCACCUCACUGGAAAGGGCCCUAGCACACUAAAGCUAUGUCUACACUCACACUUUUCAGGAAAUCACCCACCCUUGCCCUAGUAAUGAUGGUAGCCUUAGUACAGACAGGCCAUUGGCAUUUUUACUACCAUGUUAUCUAACCCUGAAUGCUUUGCACUAGUGCACCCAUCAUUGUUACCACCCAGGGAUUUGCACCAGAGGGAGACUUCCCAGAAAGUGCUAAUGUAGACCAGGAUUAAGUAUCCUUCUUUUAGGCUAUUGCAAAAAUGUUCCCUUUCACUAAAGUUGCCAUUAUUAAUCAAAUAAACAAUUGCCAAGAAGGGGCAUCUGAUCCAGAUGCUAUCCCCAAGUGCAAAUAGGUGAAAGCCACUUCAUGCACUACUAACACAGGAAAUGCAAUGCUGGAAACAAGCUAAAACCUCUUUCAGUUGCACUGUUCCACAGAUGUUUGUCAAGUUGUACACUGGAAUGGAAGGUUCUCUCUGUAUUCUUGGUGAAGAAUAUAUAGGAAUACGGUACGGUACAAUGAAAUGUCAUCUUGGAAAACAUUAAAUAAUGAAACUGAUUCUUGUACUUUCCUUCUUACCAAACUGUGUAUGUCCACAGGUUUUUUUGCAACAGAUGUACUAAAAUUAAAUUACUGAUAAAAAAUAAAACCUAAUCUUGAUUUGAAGCUAA
Chelonia mydas (Green sea turtle) is the source of this 3806-nucleotide messenger RNA. RefSeq names its product peptidase M20 domain containing 1 (gene PM20D1). Gene Ontology annotation, molecular function: hydrolase activity, acting on carbon-nitrogen (but not peptide) bonds, in linear amides. The record is from RefSeq and is a predicted model, not a curated record. Gene Ontology annotation, biological process: amino acid metabolic process. The coding region runs from base 16 to 1563 and encodes 515 amino acids. The transcript has 13 exons. NCBI's taxonomy places the organism in Eukaryota, Metazoa, Chordata, Testudines, Cheloniidae.